AACCAUUCGGCACCUGGCGGAGAUAAGGCAGAGUGUUCGAACUGUAGCGCGACGCACACCCCGCUCUGGAGGAGGGGACUGAACGACGAGCUCAAUUGCAACACUUGUGGGCUAUACUGUAAGCUCCAUAAGUGCCCGCGCCCGAAGACUAUGCGCAACAAUCACGGCGAGCGCUCACGAGCAGCUCCUCACCCAGAGUCCAACGAAGUUAUGGGUCAGUCUGCCUAUCUUUCUCCUCGUUUGCACCAUAUGACUAAUCGGCUCCAUUUCCUUCGUUUGUUCAUUUCACCUGCUGUUGAAUCGAAGUGCUAUAACUGCAACACCACCGCUACGCCCCUGUGGAGGAAGGAUGACGAGGGCAAGACUGUCUGCAAUGCCUGCGGUUUGUACUUCAAGCUGCACGGUUCUUCCCGACCCAUCUCUAUGAAAUCUGAUGUCAUUCGUAAACGAUCCCGGCACGAAGCCCACCAUGCCUCCAUCAUCGGUGGGAAUCCCCCCGAUACACCCUCCGCCUCCCCGGGCGCGUCCCGUCGCACUUCUCCCACCUCGGGUCAUGACGGAACGAACAACUCCAACUCGCUCUCCCCGAUCCUCGCCCCCGAUUUGACCACACAGAUGAAU
This is a messenger RNA of Stereum hirsutum FP-91666 SS1, 621 nucleotides long. RefSeq names its product glucocorticoid receptor-like protein. The record is from RefSeq and is a predicted model, not a curated record. The transcript is spliced from 4 exons. The annotation marks the transcript as partial. Gene Ontology annotation, biological process: negative regulation of transcription by RNA polymerase II; positive regulation of transcription by RNA polymerase II; cell fate commitment. NCBI's taxonomy places the organism in Eukaryota, Fungi, Basidiomycota, Agaricomycetes, Russulales, Stereaceae. Gene Ontology annotation, molecular function: zinc ion binding; DNA-binding transcription factor activity, RNA polymerase II-specific; RNA polymerase II cis-regulatory region sequence-specific DNA binding.